ACUUCCUGGGACCAGCAGAGCAGGAAGAGACGCAGCAGGAAACAAACAAACUUUGCUGUGGCUGGCUUCACAGGUUAAAGUUGCUCUCUUGUUGUGCAUUAUUUUAUUUUUUUUUAUUUUUUUUGUGAUUUGCUGGUUAUCUUCAGAGACCUUUGACAGAGAUGACGCUGCAGUGGACUGCCGUGGCCUCCUUUCUCUAUGCUGAAAUAGUUAUUCUCAUCUUCCUCUGUUUGCCCUUCAUCUCGGCCAGGAGAUGGCAGAGUAUUUUCCAGCUGAGGAUCUGGAGCUGGAUGGCGCAGUUCUGGAACAAAGUGUUUCUCACGAUGAUCAUAAUACUCAUCGUUCUUUUCCUCGAUGCGGUGCGUGAGGUGAGGAAAUAUUCAGGUAAAGAAAUUAGCGCAAAUGCCAAGCUGCAACCGAACAUGUUUGAUCACCUGAACAUGAAGCUUUUCAGAGCUCAGAGGAACCUCUACAUCUCCGGCUUCGCUGUCUUCCUCUGGCUGGUUAUGAAGCGAGUGGUCACCUUGAUUAACCAACUGGCAUCAGUGUCAAACACUACAGCUGCCCUUCAGGCGCAGGCUGAUGGUGCUAACCAGGCUGCAAAGAAAUACAUGGAGGACAAUGAGCUGCUGAAACAGACUCUGAUGGAAGUGAAGGAUGGUACGGCUACUGCAGAAGGCAUAGCGCUGUUGAGGACAGAAGUGGAGAAACUCAAAGAAGAACUGAAGACCUCAGGAGAGGCCCUGGGGAAGUCCCAGACGGAGGCGGAUGUAAUAAAGAAGCAGAUGGACGGUCUCGCCAGGGAGUACGACAGACUGUUGACAGAACACCAGGAGCUCCAGAAUCUUCGAGAUAGUGGAAACAAAAAGGACGACUAGUUAUCCUAAAAUCCUUAAAAGGUUUGAAAUGUUUACACCACGACUUAAACCAUUCACGAGAAAACCACUGCAACACAUGCUUCACCUCCGACACUAUAUGUCAUAGCGCAUAUCACAAAACCAGGGCAGCGUUUGGCUGAUAUCAAUAAUGGUUUUAAGGCAUGGACACCGAUUUUUUUUUAUUUAUUUUUUUUUUUUUUAUGACGGCAUCAGACUAUCUUAAAUGGAAUGUGUAUUAUUGGAUUAUUUCCUGUUUCUGCCUGGCACAGUGUGACUAAGCAGACUGUUUGUUUUUCAUAACACACUCUAUCAGGCAGAUUAGGUAAUUGGAGAGAAUUAAGUCAGGUUUGAUCACAGAGCACUUAAUAUGUUAAAGAAAUAUACGCCAAGGACGGUUGUUGUUUUAUUUGUUAUUAGCCAGGCGCGCAGUGUGGAGGGAGCGCAAAUAUUUGUCGUAAACUAGAGUUACCAGUGGUAAAACGGCUGUGAAUGUAUUUUGAUACCAAGGGUUUGCUUCUUCAUUCCCGGGUGUAGCAGGGACACCUGCCGCACCCACUUUGAGCUUGACAAUAGUAUGUAAAUUCAGUUUGAGUUCCAUGGCUGUGCAAAUAUAGUUUGCAUAUACUGUUGCACUUAGGCAAAUCAUCCUGACAUGUUUUUGUUGUACCACAGCUGAUGAUAUAUGUUUGGUUUUUCUUUUAGUAGUGCUGGUGAAUCAUUGAAAGUUUCCACCAUCCAGUGCUUUUGUUCUCUUGGUUUCCCUCAUGUAUUCCUUAGAAUCUGACACCGUGUGUGUAGAUAUAAAUAAAACUGAUUCUGUAGUGAUAGAAAAUUGGAUUCAACCACCCAUGAUCCUACAUAUGGUUUACAAUAAAAUAAGAUUGAAUCUAGGACCAAGAUCAGAGUUAUAUAUCUUGUGUAUGUUUCUAAACCGCAGGAGGUCCAAAUUGUUGUAUAUUUGCUGCACAGCAUGUUUCAAGUGUUUAUUUUGAGGUCAGUGCAAGAUGUCAUGUAUGUGUCAUGAAAGGGGCUGUAUAGAUUGUUAUAUAUUUCCGUUAUUCAGACAGAGCCUUGUCACUGUGAAAGAAGAGCAGAGACUAUAUUCACCAGAUGCUUCAGUGUUCUCUAUGUUUUACUUUUAAUAACUAUAGUUACUUUUGAAGUCAUAAAAUUACAGAAAUGUCCCUUCACGUUGUGUACCCACAUUUAAGUUGAAGAAUGAAGUGCCUUUUUAUUCAGAUGGUGUACAUUUUGUUGAAUAAAGACACAUUUCUUUA
Messenger RNA from Larimichthys crocea (large yellow croaker), 2155 nucleotides. It is a transcript of the gene bcap29, whose product is annotated as B cell receptor associated protein 29. Gene Ontology annotation, biological process: endoplasmic reticulum to Golgi vesicle-mediated transport; intracellular protein transport. Gene Ontology annotation, cellular component: endoplasmic reticulum membrane; endoplasmic reticulum. The transcript is spliced from 8 exons. Bases 162 to 878 code for a protein of 238 amino acids. Lineage: Eukaryota; Metazoa; Chordata; Actinopteri; Sciaenidae. The record is from RefSeq and is a predicted model, not a curated record.